This is a messenger RNA of Zootoca vivipara (common lizard), 3313 nucleotides long. RefSeq lists its product as uncharacterized. Lineage: Eukaryota; Metazoa; Chordata; Lepidosauria; Squamata; Lacertidae. The record is from RefSeq and is a predicted model, not a curated record.
GGGCAGGCUGGUAAAGAAAGGUGCUCAGUAGCAUUCAAGCAAGUGAGGAAGAAUCUGGAUUGGUUUUUAAAUGGGGGGGGGAAUAGUAAUUAGAAACCUCCUGAUAUUUUAUUUUUUUAUUUGUUCAUUAAAGAAACAUAUACACUGCUAACAACAACGAUAACAACCCUCGAGGCAAUUCACGGAAACGCUCUGCAAAUCCCUAACGAAACCAGCAGGGGGAGAACAGCGGCGCAAUUGCAAGCAGUUCUGCAAGGUCAACAUUCGCGCUGUUUGAAAUAUAUGUUAAGCUGACAUGGCUUUGCUUGCUCCCGACCCGAGCAAGAAAAGCAAGAGAUCCAGGGGCUUGUAGGGGGAGGCAGGCAGAGAGGGGGGGGACCCAGUAGCUUUCCUUUAGAGGCGCUCCAGAGAGAAGCCUCCCCUGAUUCCGCUAGGCGCUCCGAUGGAUUCUCACCGCUUGCAGCACGCAAAGCCGGCGAGGCGGGCAAAGGGGUGUGUGGGAAGCCGCCGCCGCCGCUGGGAAUCCUUCCUUUUCCUGUCUGCAAAGGCAGGGUGGAUCCAUUGCUUGCAGCAGCCGCCUCCGCCUCCCCGCUUGGCCUAUUGGCCCGCUCGCGCAGCUGCUUCCACCUCUCCCUGGAAGGAGCCACUCGGUGGGUUGGGGGCUGUGACGCCUCGAGGCGGGAUUGGCCACGCCAAGUGUCCGAAAGAGAUCCUUGCAAGUCCCGGCCAAAGCUCCGCCCACGACGUUACUACUGACUAACAACUGUUCAUGUGAACACUCGCUGGUGCAAAAGGUUCCAUCUUGGCUUUCUUCUGGUGCCUUCCUGUUCCAUGCAAGCUGUGAGUUCUUCCCUCCAGCUGUGGCUGCUGGGUCUCCUGAGGGAAGUUUGGCACCUCUCAGGUAGUGGGGGCACCUGGAGCUGCCUGGAGUCCAGUGCUGAUAAUCCUGGGCAAGGCCAAAGCAGGCAUGCCACAUACCCCUCGCCAGCGCUUGCAGCCCCGCGCCCCAGUUUGGUCAGAGAUGGAGACGCGGAACUUCCUCGCCCUCUGGGGUGAGCUGCUGAUUCUGAGGUGGAUCGAAAACCGGCCUCCCAACAGCGACAUCUACGAGGACCUCUCGGCCCAGAUGAUCGCCAGGGGUCACGAGCGCAACGCCUCGCAGUGUCGGAACCGGGCCCGGGACCUGAAGCGCAGCUACCGGAGAGCCAAGGAUGCGCAGGUGUGCGCCGGCGCCGAGCCGGUUUCCUGCCGCUACUUCCGAGAGCUGGACCGGAUGUUUGGCGGCGAAAUGGACGGCGUGGCGAACCGGAGCCUGCCGAGCAUGGACGGGUCUGCCCGGGUGGUGGUGAAAACGGAAGACGCGGAAGACAUGGAGGCGCAGGUCUCCGAAGAGGAGGGCAAUCAGAUGACGCCGCCAAACACCCUCUCGAGCAUGGAUGCCGACACGGACACUGAAACGGAACCGAACCUCGGGGUCUCGCGAGAGCUGGUGGCCGGCGACCCGGAUGUGAUUGAAACCAAAAUAGGGGAGGAAUGCCCCAGUGACAAAUCUCUGCCUUUAUAUGGGCAACCAGUGGCUGGCCCCAGCGAAGAUGGGCACCAUUCUGUGGCUGGCAGAGGCAGACGGGACAACUCCCUGGGGCGCCCCCUGACGACAGCAGAGAGGAUGGCGUCCAUGCGGGAGAGGAAGAGGCGGUCCCACGAAGAAAUGAUGCACGAGAUCAUGACCGACUACCGUCGGACCUGGGAGACUAUGGAGGCGCUUCACGAGAGGGGCGAGAUCAGCACCGGGGAGUUCCGUGAGGCAAUGCUGAGGGAAAUGCUUCUGGACAGGGAGGCCCGGACACGGGAGGCCCAGCUAGACCGCGAAGCCAGGGCAAGGGAGGCCCAGCUGGAUAGAGAGGCGAGGGCCAGGGACAGCCACCUGGAGAGGGAGAUUAGGAUUAAGGAGCUCAACAUGAUUGAGGCGGAGCUUCGGCGCACACGGGAUAUCCUCCACCCCAUGGUGGACGCAGUGGUGUCCGUCGCGGAGGUCCUGCGUUCGACAAGCAGUAUACAACGGCAGCCUCGCCAGGCACAACAAAGUGGAGGGGGUACCUUCUUGGAAUUGGAGGGUAGCAAAUAAUUAUCCCCCCUUUCGUGAGGGGUGGGCAUUAGUAUAUAUAGUUACCGUGCUGGGCAGAAAGGAGGGGGUAGUAGUAAGGAGGGGGGAACUGUUGGAACCCUGGAAGCCAAGACCCACUUUGGGGGCAAGUACUCUUUGGUGAGAAAGCCUCAGCAGAGAUUUAACAUGUUAAAAUAUGCAGCAAAGAAAAGCCCUUUCCAAUGAAUUCCAAAAUGUCCCUUCUUAAUAGUUCUCUCCAAAGUAUCUCACUUCGCUAGCACGAAGAUCAACCAUACGUUUAGUAAGUUUUAAACGGGUUUACUUACAAAAUUCUUCAAAGGUCAGAUUCGUGUGCUUUUCCAUACAGCAAUCAAAAAAAGUUGCAAAGGCAGUAAAAUGUUGCUUGGUUACAAAAUGGCAAAAAAGUUCCUAAAUGAUUGGUAUAAAAAAACCAUUAGUUUCAGACUCCAUUCUUGUCUGAAACAAAAGUGGCUGGUUAAAAUGCAGCUGAGCUCAGGCCUCCUCACACACGGGGUGAGAGAAUGGCUCAGUCAGUAAGGUCUAAACACUAAAAACAAGUCAGUUUAUUCUAAUAAUUUAUUAUUUAUACCCCUCCCAUUUGGUUGGGUUUCCCCAGCCACUGUGGGCGGCUCCCGACAGAAUAUUUAAAAACUUCCCUAAACAGGGCUGCCUUCAGAUGUCUUCUAAAAGUCAGAUAGUUAUUGUAUUUCCUUGACAUCUGAUGAGAGGGCGUUCCACAGGGCGGGUGCCACUACCAAGAAGGCCCUCUGCCUCGUUCCCUGUAACCUCACUUCUCACAGUGAGGGAACCGCCAGAAGGUCCUCGGAGCUGGUUGAGAGAUGGGGAUGGAGACGCUCCUUUAAAGGUCAGCACCAACACUUUGAAUUGCUCUCUGAAAUGUACUGUGGGAUGUUUCCUCUAGCUUGGUAGCAACAAGCUCAGCCAGAUUUUGCCUCCCUUCCACUACUCCCAUCUGUCCACAAGUUAGAGAAAUCAUGUAAUUCGGUGUUUGUUUUGUUUUUGUUUUUUAAAAAAACCUAGAAAAAGUGUUGUUGCUCCGAAUCUUCACUUUUCCUACAGCCGAGUUAAAGGUCUGGGGCCUUACACUAUCUACGGGGAUCUCUCUUGGUUCUGUGCCAAGAGCAAAUAACUGGAAUGCAAAAUACAUUCAGGUAUCCCCAAGCUGGA